This is a messenger RNA of Dacryopinax primogenitus, 849 nucleotides long. RefSeq names its product BAR-domain-containing protein. The record is from RefSeq and is a predicted model, not a curated record. Gene Ontology annotation, biological process: actin cortical patch localization; endocytosis; actin filament organization. The transcript is spliced from 10 exons. NCBI's taxonomy places the organism in Eukaryota, Fungi, Basidiomycota, Dacrymycetes, Dacrymycetales, Dacrymycetaceae. Gene Ontology annotation, molecular function: lipid binding; protein binding. Bases 1 to 795 code for a protein of 264 amino acids. Gene Ontology annotation, cellular component: medial cortex; actin cortical patch; mating projection tip.
AUGUCUUGGGCUGGCAUGAAGAAAGCUAUGAACCGGGCGGGGACGACGCUGAUGCAGAAGACCGGGCAGAUCGAGAAGACGGUUGAUAGCGAGUUUCAGGAUGAGGAGGGACGGUACCGGCAGUUCGAGAAGGAGGUCAACCAGAUGCAAAAAGAGAGCAAGGCCUACCUUGAUGCCAUGCGCGCGAUGACUUCUACGCAAGCGCGGCUCGCUGAGACUAUGGAGAUAUUCUACAAUGCAGCUGAUCGUGGGAGCGAGAACGCUAUGGCUUGUCAUGCGUACAAGCAAGCGGUGGUGGAACUUGAUAAUGGGAUUGCGAGGGAACUGGAUCAGCCAUACCGGACGGGUAUCCUCGAGCCUGUCGGGCGGAUGGCCUCUUAUUUCCCCACGAUCAACGAGGCGAUCAGCAAGAGGAACAAGAAACUCUUGGACUACGAUGCUGCUCGCAGUAAGUUGCGCAAGCUGAUCGACAAGCCCAGCGACGAUCCCACGAAGCUGCCUCGCGCGCAAGAGGAGAACGACCAGACGAAAGAGGUGUUCGAGAUGCUCAACGAGCAGCUGAUCAGCGAAUUGCCGCAACUGCUGGAUCUUCGAGUGCCCUUCUUUGACCCCAGCUUCGAGGCGAUGAUCCGCAUGCAAUGCAAGUUCGCUGAGGAAGGAUAUGAUAAACUCGGCGGUGUGCAAAGGUAUUUCGCUGAUAGCAUUCGGGAUGAGUACGCAGCAGGUCAGCUAGACGGACAAGUAGAGGCUGUCCUACAAGAGAUGAAGGAUCUUACUAUUGUUGGGAGUGGCUGAAGUUCUAUGUGUUAGCUUUGUAUUGUAUUAGUGAAGUAAAGCAUUUCAGAUUAU